AUCGGACCGGUAUGUGACAUCCAAAGGCAGGCGCUGAGCGAGAUUGCAUGCUAAGAGGGUGCGUGUGUGUGAGAGAGACACAGUAGAGAUGGAAGUAGUAAAACAUUCCAGCCAUCACCACGCCCUGCGUCCCUUCACAGUUCGGGAAGAUAACGAGGGAUCAAUGAACUGCUCGGGGUGUGAGCAGGAUCUCUCUGCAGGUUCGGCUUACAGAUGCACCAAACCCAAAUGUGACUUCUUCCUCCACAGCUCCUGCUUUUGCCUGCUGCAGCAGCUUAACCAUGGAUCCCACCCAUGCCACACCCUCACGCUCCACCCUACCCCUCCCUACCCCGAGAAGGACUUCAUCUGCAAUGCUUGUGGCGAGACUAGCUCUGCUUUUACCUACCAUUGCUCCCCCUGCACCUAUGAUCUCCACGUGGCCUGCGCCCACUUGCCCAUGUCCGUGAAGCGUGAGGACCACCCUCACCCCCUCACUCUCCUCUUCCCAAGCCCUGAUACCGAGGACGUUGACAAGAUCCCUACCUGUGAUGUCUGUUAUGGCACUGUCACUGACCAGUGUUGGAUUUACCGAUGUGAGCAGUGCGACUUCCACACCCAUCUAACCUGUGCCACUGAGGCUGCCGAUCAGCAUGAACAGCCCCAGUCGGAUGCCUUGGAGGAGGAAGGAGAAGAUCGAGGAGGAGGAGAAGCUUCAGAUGAUUAUGAUUCUCUGCUGGAAGCUCAAAGGCAGUUGGAGCUUCUUCGGUUUCAAAACCAGAUGAGCUAUCAAAAUGCCCAGUUCAUGAUGGACAUGGGACGCAGUUUAGCCAGAUUGGCAUAGUUGAAUUCGUCGUCCAUGUCAAUCUUCGAGGAGUCGACCUGAUAUUGGUCUCGCAUACGCUUGGCCUAGAUCUACAAUCCCGGUGAUGAAUUCCUAUCAUUUCGAUUGGUACUUCAAUGUAAACUCAUUGUGAUACAUAUUCAUAUCGAGUCCUGUCAAUUUGCACUCUGAGAAGUUGUUUAUUGUGUGAUUUCGAUUGCCAGUUUGGUUCCAUUCUGUUGAAUGGUAAUUGUCUGCCCAUUUCAAGUGUCUUUUCCUUUACGGUCGACGAUCUAAUGUUGCGAGUUUGUGAGAAUUGUGCAAUCAUAUGCUGUUAUUUUAUUUUUUCGUUUGUAA
This is a messenger RNA of Punica granatum (pomegranate), 1159 nucleotides long. The record is from RefSeq and is a predicted model, not a curated record. Lineage: Eukaryota; Viridiplantae; Streptophyta; Magnoliopsida; Myrtales; Lythraceae.